Molecule: messenger RNA, 3957 nt
Organism: Myotis daubentonii (Daubenton's bat)
Lineage: Eukaryota; Metazoa; Chordata; Mammalia; Chiroptera; Vespertilionidae
Gene: CTCF
Product: CCCTC-binding factor
Biological process (GO): regulation of transcription by RNA polymerase II
Cellular component (GO): nucleus
Molecular function (GO): RNA polymerase II transcription regulatory region sequence-specific DNA binding; DNA-binding transcription factor activity, RNA polymerase II-specific
Source: RefSeq, a predicted model, not a curated record
GCCGACGCAGGCGCACUGCACCACGCGGCCGCCAUUUUGUGUCCGAGCCUGUGGAGCGAUUAAACCGUGCGCGGAGCUGCUUCUUUGGCGGCAGCGGCGGCGCGGUGGCCGGUGCGGGUGCGCGGAGCUAGCGGGGGACGCCAGGUGGCCGGAGCGGUGGAGCGGCGGCGGAGCGGGCGCUGCGGGGGGUGUGGCGCGGAGAAUGGUCACGGACCCGGGGCCAAAGAACAAGAUGCACUAGUGGACAGACUGCUGACCAAGGGCUUGAGAGCUGGAUUCUGUUUUUCCUUUUCAAACUGACUUUGCAGCCACGGAGAGGGUACAAAGUGUAUGAUUCCUGGGCACUUGAAGCUAUAAGAUAAGCAUGACCCGUCUUCUUGGAGCUUCAGUUGUGCUUAUUGAGGGGCCCGUGAGUUGAGUAAUUUAACUGGAAGGGGAAAUGGAAGGUGAGGCGGUUGAAGCCAUUGUGGAGGAAUCUGAAACUUUCAUUAAAGGGAAGGAGAGAAAGACUUACCAGAGACGCCGGGAAGGGGGCCAGGAAGAGGACGCUUGCCACCUACCCCAGAACCAGACUGAUGGGGGUGAGGUGGUUCAGGAUGUCAGUAGUAGUGUGCAGAUGGUCAUGAUGGAACAGCUGGAUCCUACCCUUCUUCAGAUGAAGACCGAAGUAAUGGAGGGUACGGUCGCUCCAGAAGCAGAGGCUGCUGUGGACGAUACCCAGAUCAUAACCUUGCAGGUUGUAAAUAUGGAGGAACAGCCCAUAAACAUAGGAGAGCUUCAGCUUGUUGAAGUCCCCGUUCCCGUGACUGUACCUGUUGCUACCACUUCAGUAGAUGAACUCCACGGGGCUUAUGAGAAUGAAGUGUCUAAAGAGGGCCUUGCAGAAAAUGAACCCAUGAUCUGUCACACCUUACCUUUGCCCGAAGGGUUUCAAGUGGUGAAAGUGGGGGCCAAUGGAGAGGUGGAGACGCUAGAGCAAGGGGAACUUCCACCUCAGGAAGAUCCUAUUUGGCAAAAAGACCCAGACUAUCAGCCACCAGCCAAAAAAACAAAGAAAACCAAAAAGAGCAAACUUCGCUACACAGAGGAGGGCAAAGAUGUGGAUGUUUCUGUCUAUGACUUCGAGGAAGAGCAACAAGAGGGUCUGCUAUCCGAGGUUAAUGCAGAGAAAGUGGUUGGUAACAUGAAGCCUCCAAAACCAACAAAAAUUAAGAAGAAAGGUGUAAAGAAGACAUUCCAGUGUGAGCUUUGCAGUUACACGUGUCCACGGCGUUCAAAUUUGGAUCGUCACAUGAAAAGUCACACUGAUGAGAGACCACACAAGUGCCAUCUCUGUGGCAGGGCAUUCAGGACAGUCACCCUCCUGAGGAAUCACCUUAACACACACACAGGUACACGUCCUCACAAGUGCCCAGACUGUGACAUGGCCUUUGUGACUAGUGGAGAAUUGGUGCGGCAUCGUCGUUACAAACACACCCAUGAGAAGCCAUUCAAGUGUUCCAUGUGCGAUUACGCCAGCGUAGAAGUCAGCAAAUUAAAACGUCACAUUCGUUCUCAUACUGGAGAGCGUCCGUUCCAGUGUAGCUUGUGCAGUUAUGCCAGCAGGGACACAUACAAGCUGAAAAGGCACAUGAGAACCCAUUCAGGGGAAAAACCUUAUGAAUGUUAUAUUUGUCAUGCGCGAUUUACCCAAAGUGGUACCAUGAAGAUGCACAUCUUACAGAAGCACACAGAAAAUGUGGCCAAAUUUCACUGUCCCCACUGUGACACUGUCAUAGCCCGAAAAAGUGAUUUGGGUGUCCACUUGCGAAAGCAGCAUUCCUAUAUUGAGCAAGGCAAGAAGUGCCGAUACUGCGAUGCUGUGUUUCAUGAGCGCUAUGCCCUCAUUCAGCAUCAGAAGUCACACAAGAAUGAGAAGCGCUUUAAGUGUGACCAGUGUGAUUACGCUUGCAGACAGGAGAGGCACAUGAUCAUGCACAAGCGCACCCACACCGGCGAGAAGCCCUACGCCUGCAGCCACUGCGACAAGACCUUCCGCCAGAAACAGCUCCUCGACAUGCACUUCAAACGCUAUCACGACCCCAACUUUGUCCCUGCGGCCUUUGUCUGUUCUAAGUGUGGGAAAACAUUCACACGGCGGAAUACCAUGGCAAGGCAUGCUGAUAAUUGUGCUGGUCCAGAUGGUGUAGAAGGAGAAAAUGGAGGAGAAACGAAGAAAAGUAAACGUGGAAGAAAAAGAAAGAUGCGCUCUAAAAAAGAAGACUCCUCUGACAGUGAAGAAAAUGCUGAGCCAGACCUGGAUGACAAUGACGAUGAAGAGGAGCCUGCUAUGGAAAUUGAACCUGAGCCAGAGCCUCAGCCUGUGACCCCAGCCCCACCACCUGCCAAGAAGCGGAGAGGACGCCCCCCUGGCAGAACCAACCAACCCAAACAGACCCAGCCAACAGCUAUCAUCCAGGUUGAAGAUCAGAAUACAGGUGCAAUUGAGAACAUUAUAGUUCAAGUAAAAAAGGAGCCAGAUGCAGAGCCCGUGGAGGGGGAGGAAGAGGAGGCCCAGCCCGCUGCCACAGAUGCCCCCAACGGAGACCUCACCCCUGAGAUGAUCCUCAGCAUGAUGGACCGGUGAUGGCAGGGCCUGUCUUCACCAGGACUGCUCAGGGCUGUGUUUAAACGGCCUGCAUCUUAAUUUUUCUCCCUUUUUCUUCUUUUGGCUUUGGGAAAAGCACCGUUUUACACCGUUUUACCAAACAUACUGAGAACUAAAACUUCAAGGAUGAUGUUAGGAAAAUGUGAUUUAACUAGAACUUGCCAUUUGAUGUUAGCAAAUCAUGGAAUGUUCCGAGUCCCUGAGGGUUUACCAGGAAGUGCUGAGGACAGUGUUGACGCCUAACUGGUUUCUUAGAUGGAAACAGAGACAUUGGACCCUCCUCCUUGCUAUGGUAAACCACUCCAGAACAGCCACCGGGUUGCCCAGAGUUCUACGGUCUUCUUCCCAGGAGAGUUUUUAAUUGUAAAUGCAGACUUGGGAAGGACUUAGACUUUUAAACUGGUUUUUGCUUUUGCUUUUUCCCUGACUCCCUUUGCUUGGAGUCGGCUGCACACCAAUAACAUGGCAUGCUACGAUCGGUUUUUGUCCUGAAGGCUUUGCCUCUUUCUUGGCAAAGUUUCUGGUAUGGUCAAGCUUGUAAAUAACUUUUUUUACAUUUUAAUCUUUUCCAUUAAUUAAGAGGUUGAAAAGAAGUGCAGUGUAAGAAAACCCAGCAUUUUAAUUACCUGCAAAUUAAGUUACCACAGACUGUAGUGUGUAAAUGUUGACAAGGAAUUGGAUUGCAAUCAUGUAGCAGAACGGCACCCAGACUGCUGCCCACUAGAGAUGGACGCCCAUGUAGAAGAUCGUGAUUUCCAGCCCAUGGAGCCAGCAUUUGAACCUUGUACAAUUAACUUUCAGUUAUAAUUUCCCAUCCACAUUUUCUUUGCUCUGUUUGUAGCUGAAUUUUUCUGUUUUAUAAAUCCUCUGUUAAAGCAGAAGGGUGAUUAUGAGCAGGUCACAGCAGUCCCUUAAAAGCUGGGCCAGAAAUUUUCAUUAGGUCAGUAAUUUAAACUUUGGAUCUUCAAAAAAAAAAAGGGGGGGGGGCGGUUAAUGAUGUGAAGUGAAACCAACUAUAAAUGAUUCUUGCACAUGAACUGUCACGUUUAAAAAUGUGUUUUUUAGAGAGCCUCAGUCUUGUUGAUUUCAAACACUUUUCUCUUCUGUGUAUUGCUUUUAAGAGAGCCAUCAGUUAGCUGUCAGACUCUAGGUUGAUACAUUUUGUACUUAGCUGUACUGUGUGAUAUUUUUCAUUAUUUUAGGACACCAACAUGAGACCUGUAAUAAAAUACGUAAUGGGGUUGAAAGCUGGGGAGGAGGAUCUACUGCUGUACAGCUAAUAAAUCAUAACGGAUUAACAAUGCUUCAAA